This is a messenger RNA of Penicillium alfredii, 924 nucleotides long. RefSeq lists its product as uncharacterized. Gene Ontology annotation, cellular component: nucleus. Gene Ontology annotation, biological process: intracellular iron ion homeostasis; intracellular copper ion homeostasis; positive regulation of transcription by RNA polymerase II. The record is from RefSeq and is a predicted model, not a curated record. The transcript has 3 exons. The coding region runs from base 1 to 924 and encodes 307 amino acids. Gene Ontology annotation, molecular function: copper ion binding; DNA-binding transcription factor activity, RNA polymerase II-specific; RNA polymerase II cis-regulatory region sequence-specific DNA binding. Lineage: Eukaryota; Fungi; Ascomycota; Eurotiomycetes; Eurotiales; Aspergillaceae.
AUGCUUAUCGACGGUCAUAAGUGUGCUUGUGAAGCUUGCAUACGGGGCCACCGUGUGACCAGCUGCAAACAUUAUGAUCGACCGUUGAUUCGCAUCAAGCGCAAGGGCCGCCCCUUCGCCACUUGUUCCAUCUGCCACUCGACGCCGUGCGAGUCACCCACAGAGCACGCGCGCCAGAAGCGCGAGGCAGAGCUCAAAUGUCCAUCAAAAGUAACGCAACCACAGCCAAACGGCCGGAAGAAUUCGCAUGCCAGACUCUAUCCACGGCAGCAUAACCCGCACGGCUUCCUUCCCAUCGCGCCACGUCCGGUGGGAGAAAAGGCAGAGCAGUCGUUGAUAGCACCGCCGCGUCCACUGCGGUCCGCUUCCGUGUCAGGCUCGGCAUCGUCGGCGAGGUUCCCUGCUGAGCGGGACAUCGCUUCACACAAUGAUAUUUGUGGAGUCGGAGAUUGCUCGCGCUCUGAAUCGUCGGAGAGGGAUUGGAACUCUUGGCCUCAUCUGCUGUCUGCAUCCGAUGUUUCUGCUUGCGAUAUCUCGGCUGCGGGCUCGACGUGUUCAGCUGGGCCCGCCCAAUCACUCUCGAAUUCUGCACCAGGCUCUUUUUCCCAGAGCAUCCUCACAGGGGCUCUAUUUGACCCCGCGUACUCACUGGUGUCUGCUGGAUCAUCCACUUCUGAUGCCCGGAUAGCACAGACGCUGCCAUCGGUGAGCCCGCUCGACAGCGCCAACCCUUUUGAUAUCCCGCUAGAUCCUGCAUUGGCUCUCGAUGACGGGUCCUUGGGUUACUUGGAAGACAUGGAGAUUGAUCUCGGGGAGGGGAUGAUGGAAGAGACUUUCCAUGUUGAGGAUUGGUCACGGUACAUUUGGUCGCCAGAGACUGGGCUUGAGAGUUUGGACACUGGUGUUCAGGCAGAAUCAAGAUGA